UGACCCCAUAUGAUAGCUAUGAUUAUUACAGUUUUCAUGUCUAGAUAAGCAGGUACCAAUAUAGCCGGUCCUUUAAACUUAUUUUACCUCAACACUUUUAUUUAUCAUGGCAUUCAACAUUUCAAGUCCGAAUAGUGGGAAAACUUGGAUUGGUUUUCCAGUAAAGGAUUUAUCACUUCCGUUGGUCGGCUUAUCCCCUAGCAUUUCACAGGUUUGUCCUUCCGCCUCUUUUCUCAGUUUAGUAAAAAGCUCAGGAUCAGCUCUCUCAAACCGCUACUCUGAAGCAUCACUAAAGGCUAUUGGCGUAAAGUAUAAUGCAGUCGUAGGCUUACUAAGAAUCAGAUGCUUCAAAAAAAAUCAGGUGGCACAGAGAAAGCUUACACACGACUAAGUGUCAGCCGGAUAGUUUCAUUCAGGGCAGACUGACUCCAAUGGCACAGGCUAGCCUCUGCCCGAUUCACCAGUAG
Messenger RNA from Babjeviella inositovora NRRL Y-12698, 467 nucleotides. RefSeq lists its product as uncharacterized. The transcript has a single exon. The record is from RefSeq and is a predicted model, not a curated record. Bases 107 to 391 code for a protein of 94 amino acids. NCBI's taxonomy places the organism in Eukaryota, Fungi, Ascomycota, Pichiomycetes, Serinales.